Molecule: messenger RNA, 2271 nt
Organism: Nomascus leucogenys (northern white-cheeked gibbon)
Lineage: Eukaryota; Metazoa; Chordata; Mammalia; Primates; Hylobatidae
Gene: BPNT2
Product: 3'(2'), 5'-bisphosphate nucleotidase 2
Biological process (GO): phosphatidylinositol phosphate biosynthetic process; skeletal system development
Cellular component (GO): endomembrane system
Molecular function (GO): 3'-nucleotidase activity
Source: RefSeq, a predicted model, not a curated record
CACGCUCCCCUUUCACCUCGCGGCCGUAGGCUAACGUGGAAGUCGGACUAGCCGGCCGGCGGAAGAGCCUAGACCGCGCUGCCUGGCGAGUCAGGCGCGCGGGGCGGCGUUAGUAGUCUUCGCGGCGCAACUCGGCCUUUCCUGGGAGGGAGUGAUGGGGCGCACCGGGGCCGGGGAGCGGGCGCCGGUGUAGCCCGUGCGGCGCCUGGCCCGGAGCGCGGCGGCUGCGGCGGCGGCGGGCGCUGGGAGGCCUGUGAGAGCCGCAGCCCGGAGCGCCCGGCUUCCCGCGCCAUGGCCCCCAUGGGCAUCCGCCUUUCCCCACUGGGGGUGGCCGUGUUUUGCCUGCUGGGGCUCGGCGUCCUCUACCACCUCUACUCGGGCUUCUUGGCCGGCCGCUUCAGCCUCUUCGGCCUGGGCAGCGAGCCUGGCGGAGGCGCGGCGGGGCCCGCGGCCGCGGCCGACGGGGGCACCGUGGACUUGCGCGAGAUGCUGGCUGUGUCAGUGCUGGCAGCAGUCCGCGGCGGCGACGAGGUGAGGCGCGUCCGCGAGAGCAACGUCCUCCACGAGAAGUCCAAGGGGAAGACGCGCGAGGGAGCCGAGGACAAGAUGACCAGCGGCGACGUGCUGUCCAACCGCAAGAUGUUCUACCUGCUCAAGACCGCCUUCCCCAGCGUCCAGAUUAAUACUGAGGAACACGUGGAUGCAGCUGAUCAGGAGGUUAUCUUGUGGGAUCAUAAGAUUCCUGAGGAUAUCCUAAAGGAAGUAACUACUCCUAAAGAGGUACCAGCAGAAAGUGUUACUGUCUGGAUUGACCCACUUGAUGCUACACAGGAAUAUACAGAGGAUCUUCGAAAGUACGUCACUACUAUGGUGUGUGUGGCUGUAAAUGGUAAACCCAUGCUAGGAGUUAUACAUAAGCCAUUUUCCGAAUAUACAGCUUGGGCAAUGGUAGAUGGUGGUUCAAAUGUGAAAGCCCGCUCUUCCUACAAUGAGAAGACCCCAAGGAUCGUUGUGUCUCGUUCCCAUUCAGGGAUGGUCAAACAGGUCGCUCUUCAGACUUUUGGAAACCAGACUACAAUUAUCCCAGCUGGUGGGGCUGGUUAUAAAGUUUUAGCACUUUUGGAUGUGCCUGAUAAGAGUCAAGAAAAAGCUGAUUUAUAUAUCCAUGUGACAUACAUCAAAAAGUGGGAUAUAUGUGCUGGUAAUGCCAUCUUAAAAGCCCUAGGGGGGCAUAUGACUACCCUGAGUGGUGAAGAAAUCAGUUACACUGGUUCAGACGGCAUUGAAGGGGGACUCCUUGCUAGCAUCAGAAUGAACCACCAGGCCCUGGUCAGAAAACUCCCAGAUCUAGAAAAGACAGGACAUAAAUAAGCAUAACUGAUUACAGGGUACAGUUCUUCACAGCUGAAAUGGUUAGCCUGAGAUGCUGGAAGCUUCAAAGGAUUGGUGGAGACUAUGCAUGGUUAAGGCCAUCCCAAACUUUUUAAAGUAUUUAUGAAGCAUCAGAGACUUAUUUUCCCUGUAAUAGGAUGCAAGAUCAGGGAAAAUGGGUUGCUUUGUGUCUCAAGUAUUGUCUUUAUUUUUGAGACUAUUUUCAUACAGUUGUCAUACACAAGGCGCAUAUAUAUAUUUGUGAAUUAAAAUCUGUAGCUGAGUCUACAUUGUUAUGAGUCACCAUUUUCACACAACAUCAUGAAUCUUCACUGUUUGUUAGUACUUUCAUAUAGAAUUUGGUUGAAGGAAAGAUUGAUUUUUGUGUAGAUGUUUAAUAUAACUUUACAGCUAUAUUUCAUUGAAAAUAAAGUCAUUGGGGAUUUUUACCUCUAAUUUGGAUGGAAAGCACAAGAAACCACACAUUCAUUAAUAUGCAACAAAUGUAUUUAUGUUACUGGAUAUUUCUAUGGAUUAAAAUAGAAAAAGUUUAAUUGAUUUUUCCUUUGAAAUUUUAAUAACAGGUUCACCAGCUGGUAGAAAAUAGCGAUACAUGAUGGUUUGCAUUGUAAUAAUUUCUGUAUGUGUGUAUGUUGUUUUGUUUUUAUAAAGAAAAGUGUGUUUGUACCCAUGAGUUCAGCAUUUCUGCCAUCUUGCUAUUUUCAUUUUCCCUAUGGAAGAUGCAUGGUUGCAUCCUUUUCCUUCUGACCAACGCUUAGUCUUUAACUUUGUAAGGUUCGGUUUAAGGUUUCAGGGUUAGCACUAUAGUUUUGGUUCAUUCUCUCAUUAAGGAUAAAAUAUGCUAUAAGGCACUAUAAGAAUAUAAAUGAUCCUAUUACA